AUGCUACUGAACUUGGACCUUGUUGGUCGUGGGCCUAUUAUAAUCGAGUCAACCAUCGAGGAAGAGAAAAAUAUCAUCAACUGGGUUUCCUACGGGCCUGCCACUGACAGGUUCUAUCAAGAGCUUUGGGCACAAAGAGACUCGAUCGAAGCUCUUGUCAAACAUCACCUAGCGCUGAAUAGGAGAGACAUGUGUUGCGUGUUGCCGUCGUACCAUUGGAUUCGAGGUAGUUUCAAUGUUUGUGUAUUCGUCGAAGUAAUGUUGGGCAACUUGGCCAGGAAGGUCAUAUUUCGCUGUCCUAUGCCACACAAGCUUGCUGAAACCCGGUACCCGGGCAGCAUAGAUGAGAAGUUAGGUAGCAAGGUGGGUGCACAUGUAUGGAUAGAAGAGAAUUGCUCGGAGAUCCGCUCACCUCAUCUAUUUGGCUUUGGCAUGAUGGAUGGCCUUCAUUUUACUCACACAAAACACCUUGCAUUCUUCCCUCGUGUGAUGCGGCUGUUUUGGCGUUUCGUUCACAGGUCUCUUCGGCCUCCGUUGCUUUCUCAUUAUGCCUUGAACCCGCCGAGUCAACAAAGUUCUCCGCUGUACAUACUAUGGGAAUACCUAGGCCCCGAAACAGGUGAGAUACUUUCAGAUACAUUUGAUAUGCAUAGGGAAGAUAAAGCACGGAGGCAGAGACUGUUUAGAGGCAUAUCUCGGAUCAUGAUUUCUCUCGCACGGCUUCCCCAGGCGCAUAUCGGAUCCUUCCAAUUGAAUGACAGUGGUACCAUUACGUUGACUAACCGACCACUCACUUGUUCGAUGGCGAUUUUGGAGAACGACGGCGCUAUUAGGACAAUGCCGCGAAAUAAUACGAUUAACUGUACGGAUGCAUUCCCAAAUGCCGUGAACGAUGAGAGUGACUGCCGGACCCAGAUGGCGGUUAAGACACUACUUCGAGUGGUUUCACACAAUUGCAUUAAACGAGGACUCCGCAAUGUAUGUGCCCUACCCGCCGAAAAGCUGGCAGUACCAUACUGGCUGACCGUGACGAAGAUGCGGGCGAAAGCAAGUCCUAACAUCAGUCUUUCCGAAAUCAUGCAUGACAUGUGGGGUUCGAAACGGGUGUGGUUCUGGUAUUGUCUAUCGUUUGUAAAUGCCAUGUAUUUCCUUCUUGAACCUCAUUUAUUACCGCCGAAGUCCCUUUCACCAGAAGCUGAGGGAGUCUUGUCGAGGUUUUGGAGUAGAGAGUCGGAGGAAAUUAUACGGGAAAAGCUCGCGGACAAGAAGGCCUAUGAUGAAGAGCUUCGAGCAUUGUUCAAUGAGUAA
This is a messenger RNA of Xylaria bambusicola, 1308 nucleotides long. RefSeq lists its product as uncharacterized. Lineage: Eukaryota; Fungi; Ascomycota; Sordariomycetes; Xylariales; Xylariaceae. The transcript is spliced from 5 exons. The coding region runs from base 1 to 1308 and encodes 435 amino acids. The record is from RefSeq and is a predicted model, not a curated record.